Theobroma umbraticum is the source of this 1701-nucleotide messenger RNA. RefSeq names its product Major facilitator superfamily protein. NCBI's taxonomy places the organism in Eukaryota, Viridiplantae, Streptophyta, Magnoliopsida, Malvales, Malvaceae. The record is from RefSeq and is a predicted model, not a curated record. Gene Ontology annotation, biological process: potassium ion homeostasis.
GUCAUAAGAAUAUUCAGAAUCCUUCAACUUUUGCCUUCCUUUUCGUACAGUUCCUAACCAACCGAACGGGCCCUCAGCCAAUUACAUUAAUUUAAAACUCUCCGAGCUGUUUCCAUAUGUCCUUAACUCCUCAAGCUUCAAGCCGGCACUCUCCCCAUUUCUUUUGACCGCACUCUCUUGGAUUCUCUCUCGAAUUCUAGGGGUUUAAAUCGCCUGGAGAAAAAUUAGAAGUUAAUGGCAAUCGAAUCGAUGGAUACUCACGACGAGGAGGCGCCACUGGUUGCUGGUAUUUCGCAAAGUGAGACUCCGAAAACCCGAACGAGAGAUGUUCAUAUUUUGAGCGGUGCCUUCUUGUUGGUCUUCCUUGCUUAUGGUGCUGCUCAGAAUUUGGAGACUACUGUUAAUGCUGAAGGAAACUUGGGAACGGUGUCGCUCGGGAUACUGUAUGUAUCUUUUGCGUUCUUCUCGUUGUUUGCAUCGUUGGUGGUUCGAGUACUGGGGUCGAAGAAUGCUGUGGUUCUGGGGACUACUGGUUAUUGGUUGUACAUAGCUGCAAAUUUGAAGCCUACAUGGUAUACCAUGGUACCGGUUUCUGUGUACCUUGGUUUUGCGGCUUCAAUAAUAUGGGUCGGGGAGGGGACAUAUCUUACUUCCAUUGCACGCAGUCAUGCCAGAGAUACCAACUUACAUGAAGCAACCGUGAUUGGUAACUUCAAUGGGGAAUUUUGGGCAAUGUUUGCUCUUCACCAGUUUGUUGGAAAUCUUAUUACGCUUGCAGUGUUGCAAAAUGGAGCGGAAGGAAGUUCCGGCAACACAACUUUGCUGUUCAUCGUGUUUCUUUGUAGUAUGACAUUAGGUACCAUACUUAUGUGUUUCCUAUGUAAAAUUAAUGACAAAGAAGAGAAGGUAUCAGCAGAUUCUUCUGUCAGUUUUUCUUCUGCUGUGGUAUCUCGGUUGAAGUCAGUUAUCACUCCUUUGCUUGACAUACGGAUGCUGUUGAUCAUUCCUCUUAUUGCUUAUUCAGGAUUGCAGCAAGCAUUUGUAUGGGCUGAUUACACCAAGGAUGUUGUGAACCCAAUUCUUGGAGAGGCUGGAGUGGGUGGUGCAAUGGCAGUUUAUGGGGCUUUGGAUGCAAUUUGUUCACUGGCGGCUGGUCGACUCACUUCUGGUCUCAAGUCAAUAACUUUCAUAGUUUGCGGGGGAGCUUUUUUUCAGGCAGUGAUAUUCCUCUGGCUUUUGCUAAAAUACAGCGCAACGAGUGGAGUGCUUGGCAUAGUAUACCCGCUUCUCAUGGCAGCUUUACUGGGCAUUGGUGAUGGCGUAUUGAAUACACAGCUUAGUGCUUUGCUUGCUCUACUUUUUAAGCAUGACACGGAAGGAGCAUUUGCACAGCUCAAGGUGUGGCAGAGUUCCGCCAUUGCAGUUGUGUUCUUUUUGAGCCCGGCUAUCACAUUGCAGACAAUGGUGAUGAUCAUGCUUGUCGCAAUUAUCGUUUCAUUGGUUUCGUUCCUAUUCCUUACUGUAAAGGUAGAGAAAGCAUUCUCUUAGCCCCAGCUCGGUGAUAUUUCCACCAGCUAUGGAGUAAUCAAUGCAUGUUUCUUCAAGAAUGAGAAAACUUCAUAUCAGCUGUGCUUGUAAUUGUAAUAUCCAGUCCGAUUCCAAGUCUAGUUUCCGAUAUUAAUUUAUAGUUCUGAAAUGCAA